CCUCCCAACGUCUCUCUGAGCUCCUUCCAAAAAAGCGUCGCCUCCUCCUCCGGGAACCUGCGGCGAGGAUCUAGGGUUUGGUCAUCGGUCUCCGGCGACCCCGACGCCGGCCUCCCCCAUGGAAGCGCUCUCGCUCAUCGACGUUUCCGCCGAGGACGACCUCCUCUUCGACCUCGCCUCUCCGCCCCCGCCGCGGUCGACGCAUCGCGAUCCGCCCCACGAAGGGUCUCUGGUGGGCGCCGAGGCAGCUUCUGAUUUGGAGCCCGUCGGCGGUUCUCCGGCCGCGGAGGGCCGGGUUGCGGAUCCGGGCUGUGUGAUGGAGGAGCAGGCGGCCCCCGAGCGGACGGAGUCCCCGAAGCAGCGAAAGGCCAAGACAGGUGUGAACCUCCGCAAGAGCUUGGCUUGGGACAGCGCCUUUUUUACCAGUGAAGGUGUUCUGGAUACCGAGGAAUUAGCCAUUGUAAAUAGCACCUUCCGCAAGACACAGGGCUCCAGGCUUCCCGGAAUUGUGGAGGAAAUGAGGAGAUCAGAGGAAUCAACAACCUCAACUCUGGAAAGCGAAAGCUGGUCAAUGGAAAGCAUAGAGACCGAGCUGUUUGACAAUGUCCGUGCUUCAAUCCAGAGGUCACUUGGCAAACCUGAUAAAGUUCCAGGCAGGCCUGCUGCUAGCUCAAAACCCCCCAAGCCCACAGCAAAUGCGCCUCAUGUUGCAGCAAGAAAGGGGGUUGAUCGGAUGCCUCAGACUAAGAUAAGAGCACCUGUUUCAACAAGCCAAGGAGUUGUUGGUGGCAAACAAAGGCCACAAGCCUCCUCCAAAGAGCCUAAAGCUGCAAGAGUGACUUUGCCACGAGCUGCAGAAGCAAAAUCAUCCUCAAAACCUCCGAAGGCUCUGCCAAGAGUUGCUACAAUGAGGUCAUCAACUAACACAGCUAUCACUUCUGGGAUAUCAGAGAAAAGAAGCAGCACUGGGGGUGUAGUCAGCAGACAGGCAGUUGGGAAAUCUGCCAAUACUUCAGCUAGUGUACGACCUGGUGGGGUCACAAAGUCCAGCUCAAUCUCAAAAUCAGGUGCUUUCACAUCAGCAGUAGCUUCUACCUUCCAUGGUGUUUCGAUGGAUACAAAGCCAGAUGCAAAAACCAAAUCAGCAAGCCUAGGCAACAAGAAUAGGACAGCUCAGAGGGUCCCUGUCCGUUCAUCGUCAAGAUCUGAUGUCAGCAAAUUUAACCCAUCAAGAUCUUCAGGAAACAAGAUCUCAGCUAAGGGUCAUGCUGACCGUUCAUCGCCAAGCAUUUCACCUAGCAGUUCUAUAGACAGCAUGAGUUCUGUAAUUUCUGGGACUUCAACAGCUUCUACUGUAGGCAAGAUGAGCCAUACAUCCGAGAGUUCGAAUCCACUAUCCUCUUCAUUGUCCCCCUCCCUCAGAAAGAGCAAUGACCACCCUCCAAACACAAAACUUAGGCCUCCUAUUGUCACAGAGGGUCAUUCUUCAGGAACAGCAGCAUCUGGGGAUAAUGUGAAAGCUACUGCAGACACAACCAACCAGGGAAAAGGUUUUAAGCCAUCAGGGUUGCGAAGGCCUACACCCAAGAUAGGAUAUUUUGAUGCUGAAAAAUCCAUCGACCAAAACAUUGGUGCACAGUUGCAACUGCAACCCAUAAAGUUCCAGUGUUCGCUACUUGCCACAUCAAAAUCUCAACCAUCUACUCAGAUCAUGAACACUGCAUCAACUAGCUUUGGUCAACAGGAAUCAAAAUCUACUGCAGCACCUCAUGAGGAAAGCUGUGCAUCCAAAAGUAAGGUGGUGCCUCCCAAAGUUGCACAAAUGGAAGUAGAGCCUGUUAAGGUGUCCGAACCUGAAGUGUGCACGCACCAGACGGACCCAGUUGUGGCCGAACCUGAAGCUGAGAAAUCAAUUAACCAAAACAUCGGUGCACAGGUGCAACUGCAACCCAUGAAAAUCCAGUGUUCGCUACCUGCCGCACCAAAAUCUCAACCGUCUUCUACUCAGACUACGAAUACUGCAUCAUCUAUCUCUGGUCAACAAGAAUCAAAAUCUACUGCAGCAUGUCAUGAGGAAAGCAGUGCUUCCAAAAGUAAGGUGGCAAAGGUGGUCCCUCUCAAAAUUGUACAGAUGGAAGUAGAUCCUUUUAAGGUGGCUGAACCUGAAGCAUGCACUGGACCAGUUGUGGCCGAACUUGAAGCUGAGGAAUCCAUUGACCAAAGCACUAGUGCACAGUUGCAACUUCAACCCAUGAAGAUCCGGUGUUCACCACCUGCCACACCGAACUCUCAGCCAUCUUCUCCGACCAUGACCACUGCAUCAUCUACCUUUGGUCCUAAGGACAUCAGUGCUUCCAAAAGCAAUGCAGCGAAGGCGGUGCCUCUCAAAGUUGCACAAAUGGAUGGGGAACCUUUUAAGGUGGUGGCCGAAUAUGAACCGUGCAUGCACCAGCCCAGUCCGAUGGUGGCUGCAGACGCUUCAAAAGAGAACAUCCUGGCUUUGCACCAGAAUAUCCAGGCUAAUGGCGACGCAAGUUCGUUAGCAAUCAAGUUAUUAACCCAGAAGUUGUCCUCCGUUUCUCUUGGGGAGGCCACCCCUGACCUGGCGUUGUGAUCUGGCAGCAAAUGAGUUUCGUGUGGUAUGCUGCUGGUUAUUUCUGAUUACAUCCUUGUUAUCGGAAGGCAACCCCGCAGCCGGUGAACCUAAUGUUCCCCUCUUGAGAG
Phragmites australis (common reed) is the source of this 2724-nucleotide messenger RNA. Its product is annotated as putative GPI-anchored protein pfl2. The record is from RefSeq and is a predicted model, not a curated record. Lineage: Eukaryota; Viridiplantae; Streptophyta; Magnoliopsida; Poales; Poaceae. The coding region runs from base 119 to 2614 and encodes 831 amino acids. The transcript has 10 exons. Gene Ontology annotation, molecular function: microtubule binding.